Messenger RNA from Rotaria sordida, 1323 nucleotides. The record is from the annotation of a GenBank genome assembly. NCBI's taxonomy places the organism in Eukaryota, Metazoa, Rotifera, Eurotatoria, Philodinida, Philodinidae.
AUGCCAAAUAAUAAAUCAUGUCGUAAUCAAAGAAAAGAAGUAAGUCAAAUUAAAUAUGUAACACGUUGGAUAAGUGAAGGAUAUGAUAUUGGCUCAUUUUCAUUAUCUCGUUCAUUUUCUAUCGAAAAUUAUCUUCGUUUAUUUCUUGCUUUAUAUGAUAGAUGUAAAUGGUCAUCAAAUAAUACAAUUCGUACUUUUAAAUAUUUAUUAGAAAAUCGACAUCAACAUCAAAAUCUUUUUUCAUUAAAUAAAGAAGAAAAAUGGUUAAUUGAUUUGGCUAUUUCAAAAGAUAUUGGAAAAGAAUUGUUUAUAGAAAAACUCCUAAAAGAAGGAAAUGAAGAUAGUCGUCGAUUAUUUGAAAUGUAUUCUCAAUUAACAACAUCACUUUCUCUUCAUUUAAUAUCCCAAUAUGAACGUCAUGGAAUAAUUCAAGCUAAACAACAUUUAUCAUUCUUUCGUUAUCAAUUAAUGACAGAAAAGAUUUUUCAUCUUUUUUUAUCUUUAUUUAAAAAAACAGGUUCAGAUGUUAAUCAACAAAUUUUACCAUAUAAUAUUCAUUCAAUUAUAUCUAUUAUUGAUAUUGUUAUUUACCAUUUACAACAAUCAACAAAUACUUUACAAAUUAUUAUUUCUUAUGGAAUAUAUUUACUUCAAUCGGCUGAACAGCAUCCAAAUAAACAACAAAGAGAAAUCAUUCAACGAUUUGCUACGAAUAUAAUCAAACAAUGUUAUGGAAAGAGUAAUAGUCUUACUAUUCAUACAUCAUCCAUAGGUGAAUCUUAUCCUGAAACACGUCUUAUAUUUGCAUAUAUUCUUAUAUCAGAUCUAUAUCCAAAAUUAGUUUCAAAAUCAAUAUUAGAUGAAUUAAAUAAUUCAUUAAAUUCACCCAUUGUCAAAGCUUGGCGUUUACCACAAAUUGAUUCAUUUAUUAAUUCGUUUUUUACUAAAUCUCUUUGUUCAUCAACAAAACUUCAAUCAUCAUUUAAAAGCAAUAUACAUUCUUCAAUCAUAUCAUUUUAUUUAAAACAAAAAUCAACUCGAUUCGAACGAGUUAAUCAAUUAAUUAAUAAUAUUCAUCGAAUUUUUUUUAUUGAUCAAUAUAUUCAACGAAUUGUUUUACGUUCUCAACAAUAUCGACAAUUCAUUGAUCAUUUAAUUCAAGAUAAAUCUCUUACUGUUGACAAAUUAUCAAAUGAAGAAUGUAAACUUGCAGUAGCAUUAACCUCUGAAGCAAAAAAUCUCAAACAAUUUGGAUUAAAUAAUAUGUCCGAUUUCAGGACAUCAGUAAAUAACCAUUUUAUUGAAAUAAAUGAACAAUCAUAA